Molecule: messenger RNA, 747 nt
Organism: Paramecium tetraurelia
Lineage: Eukaryota; Ciliophora; Oligohymenophorea; Peniculida; Parameciidae
Exons: 3
Source: RefSeq, a predicted model, not a curated record
AUGUUAAUAUUGAUAGUGUUGGCAUUUGCUUAUGCUCAAAUUCAGGAUGAAAAAUAACUGACAAAUGCAGCUUGUGUUAUAUUUUCGAGAUAUUACUUGCAAUCUAAUUAAGAGUUAGCUGGAAGAGCAAUUGGAGAAAUGGUUCACUUAUAAUAAUUAUCAAAAGAAGAAGCAGUUAACUCUGCUAUUGCAUCCUUGGUUGAAUCCUGUUUAGAUAGCAUCUCUACUUAGGAAACAAUGGAGAUUAUUCAAUAAUUGCAAUCAUAAAAAAUAAAUUUGGAGGCACAUUAACAUUUGGUUGAAAAGGCUGAUAUAAAGAAGUACGGAUCAAAAAAGAAGAGUGCAAAAAAGAAUGAAAUUCUCAAAAUAAUUAAAUCCAUUGAUGAAAUGGCUAAUCAAUAGAAAAGAGAUAAUGAAGGGGGGGAUGAUGGAAAUGAUCAAUAAGAUUCGGGAAGAAAGAGACAGCGUAAUAAAGGUAAAUAAUAAGAAUUGCCUGACAUGUCUAUUUUCGAAGUGACAGAAUUGAUAAUUCUCUCAUCAUUUGCUUUGGUGGGUAUUUUACUUUCAUAUAUAAUUUGCUGCAUUCCAGAAAAAAAGAAGAACUAAAAAAAAGAGAAGACCAAAGUGAAAUCAAAGGAGCAAGACGACAAUAAAUCGUCACCUAAAGAAGAGGAAGAAAAUUUAGAAGAAGAGGUAAGUUCUUCUAAGGAAGUAGCAGAUAAUAAGGAAAAAAAGAAAGCAGAAUGA